AUGUCGGCUCAAGCUGGUCCAGGACCAUCCAGUAUGGCGUCCACAUCAAUGGUACCCACUGGUGCUCGACUGAAAGUCAAGAAACGAGUGGUCAAUCUAGUAAAUCCCGCAGAUCCUCAAGAUUUUUCGGCACAGAGCAUAUCUCUUUCAGCCUCCUCUGAAACGUCGACGACCAUAGAGGAGCAAGAGGGAGAUCGAACUACCCCUCCAACCAUCCGAUAUACCGAAUCAACACAAACAUUCAACUUCACUCCUGGGGUCAGAGGUAUCCUCAGACCUACCGGUACGCCAGGAUCAGGUAACGGAGUCCGUUUCUUCCCCAAAAACAAGUUCAGAAUUAUCACUCCGAAUGCAUCUAUACAGCAACCAACACCAAAACCACCAGCAUCACCAACCAACUCCUUCUUCUCACAAUUAUUAGCAGUAACUAUCCCAUCCAUGUCACCUAGAAGAGCACCAGCGCCUCCCCCUAAUUUAACGAAGGCAGAUGAAAGUUGGGAAGUACCGGGGCAAGAGGGUGAAGUAUCCUUGAUAGCUUCUUCUGGUGGAGAUCGCACGGUUGAAUAUACAAACGAGGAAGAUGAUGAGGAACACGAAGUCGAUUGCAGUCUCAAAGAAGAUUCAUGGAAUGGUCAGCCUGAGAUUCAUUGUUCACCACUAUCAUUACCAAACGUUUCGAUUGAUGGCAGUGCCGGUAACAUCUCCAGAGAAGGCUUUGAAUUACCUUCAGUGGAUCUUCAACUGCCUUAUGAUACCUCAAAUCUUCUGUCCACAAAAUUCCAAUCCGAAGAUAAUGCAUCAUUUUCUCUUACCGAUCUACCGUCGACAUUAGCCCCUCCAAGAGAUCUGUCACCCAUCAAAGAAGUGGAACAGAACAGUCAAACUCAAGAUGAAUUCUGGGAUGUUCCUCAAACGAACAUGAAUAUUUCCGUAACAUCGGAAAACGAUUCUAUGGAUAUAUCAAAUCUUACCAUACGGCGACCAAUCCCAUCAAGCGAUAUGCUUGCUGCUCCGGAUCAACAUAUCAGUCCCACACCUAUAGGUAGACCGUAUAGUUCUUCGUCGAUAUUUGCUGAUAUGUCGGCGGAACAAGCUGAGCUUACUUGGCCUCUUACAAGAAGAGAUGAAGACGAGGAAUUAGAAUCCAAUUUCCCUUCACCAAUUCGAAAUUCACCUUCACACUCCACUACUCCCAGACUUGGUGGAGGAGGUGCAGGCGACGUAACUCAAUUUUUCGAUACCACAAUGACAAUGUCGAUGUCACUUUCACCACCUAAUGCGACUGUCGUUCUUCGUUCAUCCCCACAGAACAAAGACCUUAUCGUACCUACCAGAAAGCUUUUCGAAGCUCAUGCAGCUCAUACUCAAGCUCUAGGCUCGGAGCUCGAAUUGUAUCGAAAUUUAGCAUCAAAAUUGCAGAAAGAAGUAAUUGAAAGAGAUGAAGUACUGGCUAAACUCAAUGUACGAGCUUUAGAAGCUGAGGUACUACAUAAUCAAGUACACGACCUCAAACAGGAACUACUAUUGUUUAAAUCCAGGAAAGGUAUUUCGCCUUCCCCAUCACCCUCACCUUCUCCAUCCCUCAGGGCAGGACAAAAGAUCGACAGCAUAUCAGACAGGACCAUGGCUGCCCAAUCCGAGGCCAAAGAACUCGAAAUCAGAUUCGCUAAAGCUCUGGCUGAUUCCGAGGAGAUGUCUCGGCAACUCCUUGAAAUCACGAAACAGAAGGAAAGCGCCGAGGACGAUUUGAGAGAAGCUCAGUCAAAAAUUCGAGAUCAGGAGGACGAAGAAAGAGACCGAUUAGUCAAAGAGCAACACAGUAGCGAUGAGGUUUGCCAACUUCGAAAUGAACUGGAAUAUGCCCAUCACCGCAUUGAAGAGCUCAAUACAUCGAAGAAGGUCCCCGAAGAAGUCCAAACACUACAACAAGAACUUGACGAAGCUAAUCAGCACAUCGCGGAUCUCGAAUCUAGCGAAAAUGAAACUCACACACUUCGCGCAGAACUGAAUAGGGCUCACAAACAAUUAGAUGAUUAUGAAGCCAAGGAAACAGAGACAGAUAAUUUGCGGUUGGAACUCGACGAAGCUUAUGGACAGAUUGAAAAAGCACAUGAUCAGCUUCAAAUACUGAGAGAGAAGGAUGAGGAGAUUUCCGCUUUACGUGCUGAACUCCAAUCUGCCCACGAACAAUUGGACGAAUUUGAGUCAAGGAGAACCGACGAUUCUAAAGUCCAACAUGAAUUGGACAGUGCCAAUGCGAAAAUAGCUGACUUGAAAGUACACGUGAAAGACUUAACGGAAGUCAAAUUGGUUGAUGAGGAUGAGAUAGAGAGAUUGAUAAAUGAAAUUGACAAAUUGAAAGAUGGACGAAAGAGAGAAGAAGACACUAAAAAGAAACUGGAUGAGGUUGAAAGGAGAUUGAAUAUUGAGCUGAAUAGGAGAGAUGAGAUUUCUACUCGGUUAAAUGGAGAGAAGGAGAAGAUUAGGGAGCUUGAAAACGAUAUAGAAGAGUUGCAAAACGCCUUGCGAGAAUCGCAAGAUCAACUCAAGCUAUCCGACUCGCGGUCUCAUCGUACAUUGUCAAGUGACGCUUCGCUUCGAAACGAGAUCGCCAAAUUGAGGUCGGAAUCGGCAUCCAAAGACUUGGAGAUCCUGAAUCUACGAAAGAGAAAAGUAGAAUUAAAAGAGGAUAGAGAGAUGUUGAAUAUAGCUCUAGAUUCUAAACAACAGGAGCUAGAAUUGAUGAAACGUAAAUUUGCUGUCAAGGGAAUAGCAGGAUCGACGCCUUUAGGUACAUCGAGGAAGGUGAAUACUCAAGACUAUGCGGACGAUAUGUCAACACCAUUACCUGGUAGUGUUGCAGGCAAGUAUAGUGGAGUUCAAACUAGACGAAGGUCUUCUCUAGCUUUACAAACUCCAUUACCUAACGUGCCCCGACAUCCAAUUCAAACUCCAUUACCCAAUCAGAGACACGGUGUUCAACUUCACCCUUCUACAAAGAUUUCUUCUAGAGUAAUGAAGAUUGAUGAAGAGAAUCAAACCCCUAUAGGGAGUACAAGGAGGAGAGAAAGGAUGUUAGCGUAA
This is a messenger RNA of Kwoniella shivajii, 3084 nucleotides long. RefSeq lists its product as uncharacterized. Gene Ontology annotation, cellular component: microtubule associated complex. The coding region runs from base 1 to 3084 and encodes 1027 amino acids. The record is from RefSeq and is a predicted model, not a curated record. Lineage: Eukaryota; Fungi; Basidiomycota; Tremellomycetes; Tremellales; Cryptococcaceae. The transcript has 5 exons. Gene Ontology annotation, biological process: mitotic spindle organization; spindle elongation; microtubule-based movement. Gene Ontology annotation, molecular function: microtubule motor activity.